UCUUGAAUCAUCUAUUGUCUUUUAUGAAAGGAAUCAAAAGGGUUGAUUCUGAGGUAGAAAUAAAAGAUUUUUGAACACCAACUGUUUGAUAUAUUGACUCAUACAAUUUAAGUAUAUAUAAACUCCAAAAAGAGUUAAGUUAUGAAAGCAUCUAGACUCUAGAGGACUAUUCUAGCAUCUAAUUAACUUGAUUUUGAUGCCUAUAAUUGGUUACAAUAUCUUCUUGGUGUUUUAUAUACCAAUUGAAAUUGUACUGGAGAAGAGGAUUAAGGAAGGUUAACAAUUACAAGAUUCUAGUGGAUAAGGUUAGUUUACAAAGAAAAGCAAACUUAUGGAGGAAAUAGCUUCGACGGUUGCAGUGCCAUUUACACUUGGGAAUUUAAUAUUAAAAGAGUCAGCAGUGACAACACACAUGGAAAUAACUGGUCUAAACCUAAUGGCAAAUACAUCAACAGUUUUAAUAUUAAUAAAUCCUUCUUCUAUUAAGGGUUGUCUAUCCUUCUCUGUUGGAAGUGAAGACGACACCUAUAUUAGUCCACAACAACAUCAUUUAUCAGUGUCAUUAGAGGUUAAGGAGAAUCAAGUUGGAGCUGAACUUGUCUCAGAAAUGGUUCUUGAAGGUGACAGUGUUGGAAGAAAUGAUGAAGAAUUCAAGAUAGCUAAGGAUUUUCAGUAUGCUUCUAGUAAUAACAAAAGUAGUCCUUUUAGGGAGGAAUCUACAAUUUCUAGGACUAAUUUUUCUGAAGUGAACACACCAAAUGUUAUUGUGGUUGAUGAUAACAUUGGUGAUAGGUUGAGUUUGAAUGAGGCGGUGAAGAACAAUGCUUCUGUUGUGAUGAAACAUGAGAGUGAAGAUGAAAGUAAAUCGGACGGUCAUAAUUCAAAACCAUUUGAUGCAGUUCAUGAGAUGCUAGAGAAGCAAAUAUGCAUAACAAGUUGCCAUAAUAAUGCUUUGGAAUUGAGCAAUACUCCUCGUUGGGGUUUCUCAUCAAUUUGCGGAAGGAGACAAGAGAUGGAAGAUGCUAUUGUUAUUAAGCCUCACCUUUUUCAAGUUCCUUCAACGAUGCUAAUGGAUGAUGACCAUGUGAAUGAAAACACAAAAACCUCACUAGCACACUUUUUUGGAGUCUAUGAUGGACAUGGAGGCAGUGAGGUUUCCAAUUACUGCCAGAAACGUCUUCAUUCAGUUCUGACUGAGGAGAUAAAAGCUGCAGAAUCAAGUUUGUCUGAAGAGAAUGGACAAUACGACUGGCAGGACCAAUGGAAGAAAGUACUCACCAAUUGCUUUCAAAAAAUAGAUGAUGAGAUUGAAGGAGUUCAUGCAUCUGAGUCAAGUACCGAAGAAACUCUUGCUCCUGAGGCUGUUGGAUCCACUGCACUAGUUGCAGUUUUAACUCAAACGCACAUAAUAAUUGCGAAUUGCGGCGAUUCAAGAGCAGUCUUGUGUCGCGGAAAAGAAGCGCUGUCUUUAUCUACUGAUCAUAAACCAAAUAGAGACGAUGAGUGGGAAAGGAUAGAAGCUUCGGGAGGAAAGGUCAUACAAUGGAACGGGUACCGAGUUCUUGGAGUUUUGGCAGUGUCAAGGUCCAUAGGUGAUAGAUACUUGAAACCAUGGAUAAUUCCGGAUCCUGAAGUCAAUUGUAUCCUCCGAGAGAAAAAUGACGAGUGCCUUAUUCUAGCCAGUGAUGGUUUAUGGGAUGUGCUAACAAACGAAGAAGCCUGCGAUAUUGCUCGAAAGCGAAUCCUUAUUUGGCAUAAGAAGAAUGGAAGCAAUGUAUCAACAGGACAAAGCGAUGGAGUCGAUCCCGCAGCUCAGUAUGCUGCUGAGUAUCUAUCAAAACUUGCCCUUCAAAGGGGAAGCAAAGAUAAUAUCUCAGUUAUUGUUAUAGACUUGAAGGCUCAAAGACAGUUCAAGAGAAAAGCUUAACAUAGAUAUUCAUCAUUUGGAAUAUUUAUAGAUAAUUCAAAAUUUUUUACAAGUAUUUCUCAGUCAAAUAGCAUAUUUAUUUAUAUAAAAAUAGCAUAUUAUUUUAGCCUUUUUGUACAAUGUAUUUAUUUAGCCCUUGAGUUUUUUCAUUAGGGCUAUGUUCUAUAUAUAUAUAUAUAUAUUAAAAUUUGCAGUGUAUAAGGAUACCUACAUUAGAAUACUGCAUUAUUUUUUAAUGAUGUAA
Molecule: messenger RNA, 2171 nt
Organism: Cicer arietinum (chickpea)
Lineage: Eukaryota; Viridiplantae; Streptophyta; Magnoliopsida; Fabales; Fabaceae
Product: protein phosphatase 2C 50-like
Biological process (GO): protein dephosphorylation
Molecular function (GO): cation binding; protein serine/threonine phosphatase activity
Source: RefSeq, a predicted model, not a curated record